GCCCACGUGUACAGCUCCUCGUCCCCGGCUGGCCUCAAGCGGCGCUAGCUCUGUGGCUGGCGCUGGAGUGUGCUGCCCCUGGCAGCGCCGCCGCAGCAGGGAGCCGGGGAGAGCGGCUCUCGAGGCAGCAGGAGGAGCGUGUGAGCUGUGGGCGUCCCUUUAAGAGCGGCUGGCCAGGCACGGCCUCCGCCUCUCAGUCCGCGGAGCGCCGGCAGUCACCUGGGGCUCGCGGGGCAGCCAGAUCGCGGCGGGGUCGGCGCGCUUCCCCGAGCGGCGGUGGGAGAGGCGACCCGGACGCGAGGCGCCCCGAAGCCCUCUCCGCUUGGCGGUGCAGCGCCUCUCUGAGGCGGAGGAUGCGGGAGCGCAUCUGGGCGCCGUCGCUGCUGCUGCUGCUGCCGCUGCUGCUGCCCCCGCCAGUGUGGGGCGGCCCCCCGGACAGCGCACGCCGGGAGCCGGAGCGCGAGCCCGGGCCUCUGCAGCCCUCCGACCUGCUCUACGCCAGCGGCGCGGCCGCCUACUACCGCGGGGACUACGAGCAAGCCGUGCGCGACUUGGAGGCGGCGCUGCGCAGCCACCGGCGCCUGCGGGAAAUCCGCGCGCGCUGUGCCCGCCGCUGCGCCGCGCGCCACCCGCUGGCCCCCCCCGGCGCGGGCCCCGGGGCCGAGCUGCCUUUUUUCCGCUCCGUGUUGGAGCGGGCGCGCUGUUACCGCAGCUGCGAGACCCAGCGCCUCGGGGGACCUGCAUCCCGUCACCGCGUCAGCGAGGAUGUGCGCAGCGACUUCCAGCGCAGAGUGCCCUACAACUACCUGCAGCGGGCCUACAUCAAGCUUAACCAGCUCGAAAAAGCAGUGGAAGCAGCUCACACAUUUUUCGUGGCUAACCCUGAGCACAUGGAAAUGCAGCAGAACAUUGAGAAUUACAGAGCAAUGGCUGGUGUUGAAGCAUUGCAAUUGGUAGACAGAGAAGCCAAACUACACAUGGAGAGUUACAAUGCAGGAGUUAAACAUUAUGAGGCUGAUGACUUUGAGAUGGCUAUCAAGCACUUUGAACAAGCCUUAAGAGAAUAUUUCAUUGAAGAUACAGAAUGCCGAACCCUAUGUGAGGGGCCUCAGAGAUUUGAAGAAUAUGAGUACUUAGGGUAUAAGGCUGGUCUGUAUGAAGCUAUUGCAGAUCACUACAUGCAGGUGCUUGUCUGUCAGCAUGAAUGUGUGAGGGAGGUUGCCACCCGCCCUGGCCGCCUCUCACCCAUUGAGAACUUUCUUCCUCUGCACUAUGAUUACCUACAAUUUGCCUACUAUCGAGUUGGUGAAUAUGUGAAAGCCCUGGAGUGUGCCAAAGCCUAUCUUUUGUGCCACCCAGAUGAUGAGGAUGUCCUAGACAAUGUGGACUACUAUGAGAGUCUGUUGGAUGAUAACAUUGACCCCGCAUCCAUUGAGGCGAGGGAGGAUUUAACAAUGUUUGUGAAACGUCAUAAGCUGGAAUCUGAGCUGAUAAAAUCAGCUGCAGAAGGUCUGGGAUUUUCAUACACUGAACCGAAUUAUUGGAUCAGAUAUGGAGGACGACAGGAUGAGAAUCGGGUCCCUUCAGGAGUGAACAUAGAGGGAGCAGAAGCUCAUGCAUUGUCAAUGGGAAAAAAGUUAUCACCCAAGAUAGAUCGAGACCUAAGAGAAGGUGGUCCUCUGCUGUAUGAGAACAUCACAUUUGUCUACAACUCGGAGCAGCUGAAUGGGACUCAGCGGGUUCUCCUGGAUAACGUCCUGUCUGAAGAACAGUGCCGGGAGCUCUACAGCGUGGCUACUGGAAUCAUGAUUGUUGGUGAUGGAUACAGAGGAAAAACUUCACCCCACACGCCCAAUGAAAAGUUUGAAGGCGCAACUGUCCUGAAGGCACUCAAAUCUGGUUAUGAAGGUCGAGUCCCACUGAAGAGCGCCCGUCUGUUUUAUGACAUCAGUGAAAAGGCUCGAAAGAUUGUAGAAUCUUAUUUCAUGCUGAACUCAACUCUGUAUUUUUCCUAUACACACAUGGUCUGCCGAACAGCCCUGUCUGGUCAGCAGGAUAGAAGAAAUGACCUCAGUCAUCCCAUCCAUGCUGACAACUGUCUGUUGGAUCCAGAGGCCAAUGAAUGCUGGAAGGAGCCUCCUGCUUACACAUUUCGAGACUACAGUGCUCUCCUGUAUAUGAAUGAUGACUUUGAAGGAGGAGAAUUCAUAUUCACUGAGAUGGAUGCUAAGACUGUGACUGCCUCUGUAAAACCAAAAUGUGGGCGCAUGAUCAGCUUCUCAUCUGGAGGAGAGAACCCGCAUGGGGUGAAGGCAGUCACAAAGGGCCAGAGGUGUGCAGUGGCUCUGUGGUUCACCCUGGACCCACUUUAUAGAGAAUUGGAGCGAAUACAGGCUGAUGAAGUGAUUGCAAUCCUGGAUGAAGAACAGCAAGGAAAGCAUGAACUGAAUAUCAACCCUAAAGAUGAGCUAUAAAAAUGAGAAAGAAUGUUCUAUCAAAUAUUUAUUUAAAUUGUUAAUCUUAUGAGAACCUUUUUAUUUUUGUACAGAGCCGUGGGAUAAAUUAACAGGUUAAUAUGAGUCAUCAGA
Messenger RNA from Sapajus apella (tufted capuchin), 2588 nucleotides. It is a transcript of the gene P3H2, whose product is annotated as prolyl 3-hydroxylase 2. Lineage: Eukaryota; Metazoa; Chordata; Mammalia; Primates; Cebidae. Gene Ontology annotation, molecular function: L-ascorbic acid binding; protein binding; iron ion binding. Gene Ontology annotation, cellular component: endoplasmic reticulum. The record is from RefSeq and is a predicted model, not a curated record. Gene Ontology annotation, biological process: collagen metabolic process.